GAUAGUGAUGAAGAUGAUGAGGUGGUGAUGAAGGAGGGGGGUGAUCAGUAUUCAGCUCUGCCUUGCUUUGUCCCUUGCUCAGGUCAGAGGGCGGCAGGAGGCGGGGCUACAUGGGUCACCUGACCAGGAUCGCCAAUCACGUGACCCAGAGCAGCGAGAAGGGCCCCAACCAGGGCGUGACCUGUGACAUCAUCCGAGGCCUCCCGGAGCCGGACAGGCAGCGCUGGGAGCAGUUCGUCUCCGGGCCCCUGGCGGAGAUCAACAAGAGGAACACGGUGGAGCUGGUGAGGGGCGUGGGGGGGUCCGGGGGGACGGGAGGGCGUGGUUCCCGGGAACGCCAGGGCGUUGUGGACAAGCUGCUGAAACGGAGCGUUUGGGAGCGAGAGUGUCCGGACGCCCCCUGGUGCGCACACAUUGUCACCAUCAUGAGCGUCAUCUCCUUCAUCACCAUCGCCAUCACAGUCAGCCCCUUCACAGUCAGCCCCUCCAUCACCCCCGUCACAAUCAGCUCCUUCAUCACCAUCACCCCCUUCACAAUCAGCCCCUUCAUCACCAUCACCCCCUUCACAAUCAGCUCCUUCAUCACCCCCAUCACAAUCAGCCCCUUCAUCACCAUCACCCCCUUCACAACAGCCCCUUCAUCACCAUCACAAUCAGCCACUUCAUCACCAUCACCCCCAUCACAAUCAGCUCCUUCAUCACCCCCAUCACAAUCAGCUCCUUCAUUACCAUCACCCCCAUCACAACAGCCCCUUCAUCACCGUUACAAUCAGCCCCUUCAUCACCCCCAGCGCCACCUUCAUCACCAUCACAAUCAGCCCUUCAUCAGCCCCUUCAUCAUCACCAUCACCAUCAGCCCCAGGCGUCAUCUCUCUUAUUUUGGUUUCUUAACUUUGGCUACUUUUCAUGUGGACAUUUGUCAUCGUCUUUUCUUCUGUAAUCAUGGUACGUUUCUAUUGAUAUC
This is a messenger RNA of Lepisosteus oculatus (spotted gar), 964 nucleotides long. Lineage: Eukaryota; Metazoa; Chordata; Actinopteri; Semionotiformes; Lepisosteidae. The record is from RefSeq and is a predicted model, not a curated record.